Molecule: messenger RNA, 1407 nt
Organism: Fragaria vesca subsp. vesca
Lineage: Eukaryota; Viridiplantae; Streptophyta; Magnoliopsida; Rosales; Rosaceae
Product: purple acid phosphatase 17-like
Exons: 7
Coding region: 394-1407 (337 amino acids)
Molecular function (GO): acid phosphatase activity; ferric iron binding; ferrous iron binding
Source: RefSeq, a predicted model, not a curated record
UUUGCUCUCUUACCUAGCACCUCACCACUUUGCAUUUAUAUUCUGAUCGAUCUGCUCAUGUUCUGUGUGGAAUCCCCAUCAGAGUUUAACCAAUAAUUCAUCGUCAAAGAUAUAGUAACUUAAACAUCACUACCAUAAUUUGGCAAGGUCGAGUUCAUCACCAACCCUAGUGUUUCUGUGGGUACGUUAUCCUGUGGCACACCAUUUCUACUAUUAAGUAACCAAGUCCAAUUGCAGCCCUUUUCAUCAUCGAUCAUGUGAGGGGCUUUUCUUCUACUUCACUAACCGUUAUAAUAGGGCUCUGGAGCUGUGAUCCUUUACUACAAGGAAGAAGAUCGAUCGACUAGCUACCUCUUUUUUUUCAUUGUUUCAUAUAUUCUCUCUAGAACAGUCAUGGCCCUAAAUAUUCCUAGUAAGAAAUCCAGGACCUUGUGCUUUUUCUUGGUCCUUAUUAUUUGUAUUGUAACUACAUUAGCAGAGCUGCAGAGAUUCGAACACCCCACAAAAGAAGAUGGAUCACUUAGUUUUCUGGUGCUUGGUGACUGGGGAAGAAGAGGAGAUUUUAACCAGUCAGAAGUUGCCUUUCAGAUGGGAAGGGUUGGAGAGAAAUUUGACAUAGAUUUUGUGGUUUCCACCGGAGACAACUUUUAUGACAAUGGGUUGAGCAGUGAACACGAUACAGCAUUUGAGGAGUCAUUUACCAACAUCUAUACACAAACGAGUCUGCAAAAGCAAUGGUACAGCAUUUUAGGCAACCAUGAUUAUAGGGGUGAUGCAGAGGCUCAGCUCAGCCCCCAGCUAAGGAAGAUUGACAGAAGAUGGCUUUGCUUAAGGUCUUUCAUUGUCGACGCAGAAUUAGCAGAGAUUUUGUUUGUAGACACCACUCCUUUUGUCGAUAUGUACUUCACAAGCACAGAGGACCAUACUUAUGACUGGCGAGGAAUUCCUUCUCGCAAGGCUUAUAUUCAAACCCUGUUAAAGGAUGUUGAGUUAGCACUGAAAAAGUCAUCUGCAAAGUGGAAGAUAGUUGUUGGACACCAUGCAAUCAGAAGUAUUGGGCAUCAUGGUGAUACACAGGAGCUUAUAAAUCACCUUCUCCCAAUUCUUCAGGCCAAUGAUGUGGACUUCUACAUGAAUGGGCACGAUCAUUGCCUAGAACACAUCAGUGACAACAAAAGCGGAAUACAGUUUCUGACGAGUGGAGCAGGAUCCAAAGCAUGGAGAGGAGACAUGAAGAAUGAGGAGGCUUUGAACAAACAAGGCCAACUGGUGAACUUCUUCUAUGAUGGUCAAGGCUUCAUGUCUGUGCAGUUGAAUCCCACUCAAGCAGAGAUCGCUUUCUUUGAUGUCUUUGGCAACGUCAUACAUUCAUGGACUGCUUUCAAGCUGCUUCACCCAUCUAUUUGA